Messenger RNA from Pipra filicauda (Wire-tailed manakin), 2142 nucleotides. Its product is annotated as SITS-binding protein-like. The record is from RefSeq and is a predicted model, not a curated record. The transcript has 10 exons. The coding region runs from base 1 to 2049 and encodes 682 amino acids. Lineage: Eukaryota; Metazoa; Chordata; Aves; Passeriformes; Pipridae.
AUGCCCCUCUCCCGCCACACCGGCCAAAUCCCAGAGUCCAACUGGACCUUGGGCUUCAGGGAGAUGACGGAGCCCUGGAAAGGCGCCGUCGGCUGCCUCGGCGUGGCCGUCUUCUUCGCCAUGACCAUCGGCAUCAUCUCCUGGCAGGCCCUGGAGCAGUCCCCGGAGGAGUGGGUGCUGCGCGGCCGGGCCGGCGGGAUGCUGUGGGAGCGCCGGCGCGGGGCCCUGGUGCUGCGGGCGCUGCCGGCGGGGCGGGCGGUGGCGGCGAUCGCGGUGGGCGGCGUGCCGGCCGCCGAGCCCCCGCCGCCGCGGGACCACUGCUGGCACGACGGCGGCCAGUUCUGCUACUCCUGGGAGGAGGACGCCGAGCUCCGGCUCUCCCUGGAGCCCCCGGCGGGCCCCGGCACCGAGUGCUACGGCGUCCGCUGGACCCCCCUGCGCCCCGACGUGACGCUGAAGGAUUGCUUUUCCAUGGCCAAUGUCUCCUGGUACGGCGGGCCAAGCAUCCGUGCCCAGCGCUGGCCCCUCAACGGCGCCGAGAGCCCCGUGCAGCCCUUCGUCAGCGGAGACCUUGGCACCAACCCCGACGGCUUCGGGCCUGUCCUGGACAGGUACUUCUUGGGCUCGACAGGAGUGACGGUGACGGUGGCGCCCGACGUGCCCCUGCUCCUGUCGCUGGAGAGCCACCGGCACUUCUGCCUGGAGACGCCGGCGGGCCGGGCGGAGCCCCUGCGGUACCUGCUCUGCAUCGGCACCGACGUGGCGGCCGCGCACCGGCACAGGGGCAACCCCCCGGCGGGGCCGGCACGGGCACGGCCGGACACGGCGCUCCUGGGGUCUCCGAUGUGGCGGUACCACGGCCCGGAGGGCUCCGCCGCCAAAAUCAAGCGAGGUUUGAGGUCGCUGGUGAGGAGGUUGAAGCGGCACGGCCUUCAGGAGGGGGUCGUGGCCCUGGGGGAGCGCGGCACCGCCAUCCUGGCCGCAGCGGAGCACGUGCCCUCGGAGCGCUGGAAGAGGCAGGACCCGGCCCUGGUGGAGCCUCUGCAGCUCUCCAUCACUCUGUCCCCCUACGCCAGCAUCACCUCCCCGCUCUUCCUGCAAUCCCUGCACCGCGGCGAGGCCGCGGGAUACUGGCUGAGCCGCCAGCCCCGACCUGGGGGCAGCACGAUCCCGCUGCUGACCACCUGGAAGGGGCAGCUCUGUGCCCGCCUGAACGUCACCAGCGAGGCGGCGCUGGCCUGGUACCUGGCACGUGCCCGGCGCCUGCGGCAGGUGCUGGGGGCCACACACGUGGCCUUUGAGGGAGUCGAGGGUAAUUCCUUCCUGGAGCAGGAUGUCCCACCUCCCGCCGAGCUGGCAGGUGAUGGAUACACCAGGGUGUUGGCGGCAGCACUGGCGACACUGGGCAAUGGCACCGUCGUCAGCGCCGGGGCCGGCUCCAGUCACCUCCCUCUGUUCGUCCAGAUGAGCCCCCUGCGCUCCGACUGGAGCCACGCGGGGCUGAAGGGGCUGAUCCCCUCCGUGCUGCACUACAGCCUCUUGGGCUACAACUUCUUCAUCCCUGACACUGUAGGAGGGAGCCUGGCCGGUGACUCCGCGGGGGACCCGGAGCUGUUUGUGCGGUGGCUGCAGGUCGUGACCUUCCUGCCCGUGAUGGCCUUCGGGUCCCCACCCUGGCUCUGCUGUGACUCCUGGGUCCUGAACCUGACCCGCCAAUGCAUCCAGAGGCACCGGGACUUUGUGCUGCCGCUCCUCCUAAAAUACAGCGAGGAGUGGCAGAGUUUGGGACACCCCAUCUUCCGUCCAGCCUGGUGGCUCAGCCCCACGGAUCCGACCGCCUUCACCAUAGAGGAUGAAUUUCUCAUUGGAGAUGAGGUCCUGGUUGCUCCGAUAACAGAAAAAGGACAAACAUGGAGGGAUGUCUUCCUGCCUGGAGAAGGGCACCUCUGGCUGGACACCAACUCUGCCCGUGUGUUUGAUGGAGGCACCAUCCUCAGGAAUUACUCUGCCAGCCUGGCCGAGGUGCCCGUGUUCGUAAAGACCUCCUGAAUCCAGCCUGGGCAGCUCCUGGACGGUGACCUCAGAGAGCAGCACUGGCCACAGGCUCUUCCCUGACACUUCCAGACUGUUUGCACUUUUCCA